GCCGCCGCAGCGGCUCCAGCGCAGCGCGAGCGAACCCAGUGCGUCACUGAGCGGACUGUCCCCCAGUCAGUUGUGUUUUGUUUUGUUUUGUUACAUGAAACGGAUAUAUGCCCCUGACCCGCCGCUAAGCCGAGACGUGACACUUGGUAAUCCAUGGACCUGGACGGCAGGAGGACCGCCCCACAUGGGAGCGCGUGUCUACGUGUGUGAGAUUGCGCAUUCCGGCUUUCCGCCGCCGCCCGCCUCCCUGGGACCGCCAUGGCGGUGCGCAGAGAGUCCGGCUCGCGGCUGCAGAGGCCGUGGUCGGUGUACCGGGCCAGCACCUUUGAGCUCUCCAGCGAGAUGAUCAGCUUGGCUCUGGCGGGAAACAGUCAGGAUCCAGAUGAACCUGUCCUGGAGUUCAGUGUGGCCUGCACAGACCUGACGACCCCUGCUUUGGAUCGAAAGCCCAACAGCUUCGUCGCAGUGAGCUGCACCACGCCGCCGCAGGCCUUCUGGACCAAACACGCCCAGACCGAAGUCAUAGAGGGAACCAGCAACCCGGUCUUCCUCAGCAGCAUGGCCUUCUUCCAGGACUCCAACAUCAACCAGCAGACGCAGGUCAAGCUGACCGUGUAUGACGUGAAGGACCGCCUGCAGAGCACGAUGUACAUGCUAGGCUCUGCGUUGUUUUCGGUGAAGGAGCUGCUGCAGGAGAAGAGUCACAGUUUGCAGCUGGAGCUGAGGUCAGCGGAGAACAAGCGAGUGGGUUGUGUCGUCCUCGCGGCCUGGCACCUGGACGACAAGACGGACCAGAGGAUGUCGGUUGGCCGCUUUCCAGACAGCAUUAACGGCAGGACGAUGCUUCCGGUGGACGAGAGCCUGACGGAGGCCAUGGGAGUUCGGAUCAAGUACGCUUCGUUGUGUAAAGACACUCUGCUGCGCUCUGUGUUCGGAGGAACCAUGUCCCGGAUGUACCGCUUCCCCAGCACCGGCGGGAAGCAACUGCGGGUUCUGGAGCAGAUGGCGGAGAGCGUGCUGUCGCUCAACGUUCCCCGACAGUUUGUCAAACUGCUGCUGGACGAGGACGCUGCCAGGGUGUGUGAGCUGCAGGAUCUUGGGGAAUUGUCCCCCUGCUGGGAGAACCAGAGGAGACAGAUUGUGUCUCAGUACCAGACCAUCAUCCUGGCGUACCAGGAGGCGCUGUCCGACCUCAACGGCUACAGAGGUCCCUCCUUCAAAGCCAGCAACCUGAAGGCGGACAGGAAGCUGGAGUUUGUGGCGACCAACCUCCACGUUCAGAGGAUGAGGUUGCAGGACGAGCUGGGCUUCGAGCACACCUACGACAUUUUGACCGUCGGCGCUCCGGCCGCUCACUGCCGGGGCUUCAAAAGCGGCGGACUGAGGCGCCACAUUCAGAAGCUUGAGGAAGCAAAGAAACACAUAUUUGAGGAGGAAUGCAGCGCCCUCUCCAGUUCCCAGUCCAUCGUCUACAUACCCCAGGACAUAGUCCGAGCCAAAGAGAUCAUUUCCCACGUCAACACGCUCAAGACUCAGGUCAGCUACUACGCCGAGAGGCUCUCCCGAGCCGCCAAAGACCGAUCCGCCAGCGGCCUGGAGAGGACUCUCGCCAUUCUGACCGACAAGACGCGUCAGCUUGUGACGGUGUGCGACUGUAAGCUGCUGGCCUCCGCCAUCCAGGCCUUGAACGCAGCCCGGCCGGAGUACAUUGCCUCCAAGGCGUCCCCAUCCGCCGAUUCGGAACAAGUCAUGCUCCGCAACGAUCAGGACACGCUGCUGGCCAAGUGGAGCGGCCGCAACAGCCGCUCCUCUCUGCACGUGGACUGGCAUGAAGAGGAGUGGGAGAAGGUGUGGUCAAACGUGGACAAGUCUCUGGAGUGCAUCAUCCAGCGUGUGGACAAACUGCUCCAGAAAGACAGAAGACCCAGCAUCAGCCAGCAGACCAGCACCCAUAGCGACCCGCAGGGCGGCGAAUCCAAAAAGGGAGAGGCGCGAGCUUUCUGGAUCAACCCAGGAAUCCAGGAUUACACUUCAACCCCCGAAGCGCCCGCUCCAUCCUCAUCAUCCUCCUCCUCUACCUCUCCACUUUCAUCUGAAAAGAAGGACAGCUAUGGAAGCCCCUGUGCCGCGGAGGCGUACCCAGGCGAGUGGAGCGAGGCGCUGUACCCCCUCCUCACCACGCUGAGCGAGUGCGUCGCCAUGAUGAGCAACAAGGCCAAGCAGUCCAUGGUGUUCCUGCUGAUGCAGGACAGCGCCCCCACCAUCGCCAUGGACGUGACGCUGCAGUACCGCCGCGACGUCGUCUUCUGCCAAGCGCUCACCGCUCUCAUCUGCGGCUUCAUUAUUAAGCUGAGGAACUGUCUCCGUGACAACGGCUUCCUGCGGCAGCUCUACACCAUCGGCCUGCUGGCUCAGUUUGAGUCGCUGCUCAGUACCUACGGGGAGGAGCUCGGCAUGUUGGAGGACAUGAGCGUCGGCGUCAUGGAUCUGCGGAACGUCACCUUUAAGGUCACCCAGGCAACCGGCAGCUCCACCCCCGACCUGCUGCCCAUCAUCACUGGAAACCGGGACGGCUUCAACGUGCGCAUCCCGCUGCCGGGGACCAUGUUCGACGCGCUGCCGCGGGAGAUCCAGAGCGGCAUGCUGCUGAGGGUGCAGCCGGUGCUCUUCAACGUCGGCAUCAACGAGCAGCAAACGCUGGCUGAGAAGUUUGGAGACACUUCCCUGCAGGAGAUCAUCAACAGCGAGAGUCUGUCCAGACUGAACUCCUACUACGAACAGUUCAAAGAAGUCCUGCCAGAGGACUGCCUUCCGAGGUCCCGCUCCCAGACCUGCCUUCCUGAACUGCUGAGGUUUCUGGGACAAAACGUCAACGCUCGAAAGAACAAGAACGUCGACAUCCUCUGGCAGGCCGCCGAGAUAUGCCGCCGGCUAAACGGCGUCCGCUUCACCAGCUGUAAAAGCGCCAAGGAUCGCACGGCCAUGUCGGUGACGCUGGAGCAGUGCCUGAUCCUGCAGCACGAGCACGGCAUGGCGCCGCAGGUGUUCACGCAGGCGCUCGACUGCAUGCGCAGCGAGGGCUGCCGGCGGGAGAACACGGUGAAGAACGUCGGCUGCAGGAAGUACGCCUUCAACUCUCUGCAGCUCAAGGCCUUCCCCAGACACUACCGGCCGCCUGACGGCACCUUUGGCAAGGUGGAAACCUGAGCCAGGGGGGGUUGGACCAGGUGUUGGCGCCCGCUGAGGCCUCACUGGCGUUAGGUUUGACCUUUGUGGAGGUAACCUCAGUGAUUCAUCAAUAAACAAGAAAAAAACUCUUCGGAUCUUCAUGGUAACGGUGCAAAAACUGUCUGUAGGUACUGUAAACUCCUUGCAUAACUGUUCGAGUGCGCUCACCACCAAAAAAAUGACAUUUUCUUGGUGCCUUUUUAGACAAAUGUAGCUUUUGCUUCAACAAAAAGGCGUUUGUAGUUCAGCGUCUCGAGCAGCAGAAACGCUGCAACAGUAUUUGUCUACCAGCAGGGGGCGCUAGAGGAGAGGAUGAGCGUCCACGCUGCUCCACACUGUUGAAUUAUGGAUGAGAGGGUUUUGGAUUGUAUCAUAAUUAAUACGUUUCUGCAAAUUUACGGGAUUUGAAUGAUUUAAGUUAAUGUUUUUGUAUGUUUUUAUUUUAAACACAUAUGUAAUGAAGAUUUUACAGAAACAGUUCUUAGUUUAUCACUGCUGCUCGUGCCUCACAUUUCUGCAGCUUAAAUAAUCUGCUUUUUAUUCAUAAAUCUAUUUUAGGUUAAUUUAUUCAUUUUUUGUUAAGGAACCGAUGAUUCCAUAAUUUAUUUAUUUUAAACAAAUAUCACAGAUUAGUCUCUGAUCCAUUCCAUAAGACCUUUCUUGGCAUAAAGUUUGUUUUCAUUUUAUUUUAGCAGAAAACUAACAAAUUUGAUCUUAAACCAAAUGUGGCUUCCUGUAAAAAAUAAAAAUAUUCCAAAACAACAGUCAAUGUCAAUUUUUAUUCUAGAUUUUUUUUUUAUGUUUUACAUUAAGUUUCUGUGUUUGUAUCAUCAGGCUUAUAUGAAGUUUUAAUUUAACUUAAUGGUGCUUGUUGGGGAAAAUAAAGUGGGCCCAGUACUGAUCUCUACGACACUGUAGAAAAUAGAAGAAUAUACGAGAAUAAAGUCGUAAAAAUUUGGGAAAAAAGUUGUGAUUUUUUUUUCUAGAAUAAAUUUCAACUAAAUAUCAAUAUUUAAUGAUUAAAAUGAUAUUUUCAUGAGAUUUUACGAGAUUAAAGUCAUAAAUUUAUGAGGAAAAAGUCUCAAAAAUAGAAACUUCAGCUUUGGUUUCACAAAUAAGGAAAUACUUUUGACUCUUUUACUCCACUCGACUUUGUCUUCAAUUUUUACGACUUAUUCUCACAAAAUCUUGACUUUUUUAUUUUUAUUAAAAGACUUUAUUCUCAUAAAA
This is a messenger RNA of Oryzias latipes (Japanese medaka), 4458 nucleotides long. RefSeq names its product inositol polyphosphate-4-phosphatase type I A. The record is from RefSeq and is a predicted model, not a curated record. Lineage: Eukaryota; Metazoa; Chordata; Actinopteri; Beloniformes; Adrianichthyidae. Gene Ontology annotation, molecular function: phosphatidylinositol-3,4-bisphosphate 4-phosphatase activity. Gene Ontology annotation, cellular component: cytoplasm.